This is a messenger RNA of Apiotrichum porosum, 2118 nucleotides long. RefSeq lists its product as uncharacterized. Lineage: Eukaryota; Fungi; Basidiomycota; Tremellomycetes; Trichosporonales; Trichosporonaceae. The coding region runs from base 1 to 2118 and encodes 705 amino acids. The transcript has a single exon. The record is from RefSeq and is a predicted model, not a curated record.
AUGCGCUCACCGCGCACUUCGGACGACAACACCUUGAUCGACAUGGUUCGUGAUGGGUGCAUCGGUGACAACAAUGUGGUGUGGACCCCCUUUGGUGCGCGCCGCUUGACAUAUGCCGACUAUGCCGCUUCGGGCAGGUCGCUCGCGUUUAUCGAGGACUUUAUCCAGCGCGAGGUACUGCCGAUGUAUGGUAACACGCACACCGAGACUUCCGCGACCGCGUUGCAGACGACGCGGUUCCGGGAGGACGCGCGCAAGAUCAUUGCUCGCGAGGUCGGCGCCGGCGACGACUGCGCCGUGUUGUUUGCGGGUUCGGGAACAACUGCAGCGGUGACCAAGAUUAUCACGGCACUGGGUCUGCGGCUCCCCGAGUCGCUCGACGAGCGGUAUUCGCUCAGCAGGAGCAUUCCCAAGCAUGAGCGUCCGGUCGUGUUCAUCGGCCCCUAUGAGCACCACUCAAACGAGCUGCCAUGGCGCGAGACAAUUGCCGACGUUGUUGUCAUUCCCCCCACCAAGCAAGGUCUUGUCGACCUCGACCAACUUCAGAUCCAGCUCCGGGCGUACAGGGACCGUCCGUUGCGGAUAGGUUCGUUCUCGGCCGCGUCCAACGUCACGGGGAUCAUGUCGGACACGGACAAGAUUGCGGACAUUCUGCACCGACACGGAGCGCUCGCGUUCUUUGACUAUGCGGCCGGCGGACCACACAUGAAGAUUCACAUGGGCCGCAACAAGGACGCCAUUUUCAUCUCGCCACACAAAUUCCCCGGCGGAGUAGGCACCCCCGGUGUCCUGGUAGUGCGCAAGACGCUGAUGCGUACGCGCGUCCCGACGGUUCCCGGAGGUGGCACGGUCGACUUUGUGACCCCUUGGUUCCAGGCAUACACCGAAGACAUUGCGCACCGCGAGGAAGGUGGCACCCCGGCCAUUGUCGAGUCGAUCCGCGCCGGCCUCGCGUUCCAGCUCAAGGGCGCCAUGUCGACUGAUGCCAUGGUGGCACGCGAGCGUGCGAUCCUGUCGCGCGCCUUUGCGGCGUGGCGCAGUGAGCGUUCCAUCGAGAUUCUGGGCAACCCGGACGCGCCUCGCGUGCCCAUCGUGUCGUUUAUUGUUCGCUCGCCGUCGGGCCAGAUUGUGCACCACAACUUUAUCGUGGCGCUCCUCAACGACCUGUUCGGUAUCCAGAUCCGCGGCGGCUGCUCGUGCGCGGGACCCUAUGGCCACGACCUGCUCAACGUCAACAAGGACACGUCGUACGCGCUGUACUAUGUCGUCCGCGACCACAAGCAGGUCGGCAUCAAGCCCGGAUGGUGCCGAGUCACGUUCAAGUACUUUUUCUCCGACGAGAUUGUAAAGUACAUUAUCCGCGCAGUGGUGCUCGUCGCGCGGUACGGCUGGGCUCUCAUGCCUCUGUACACGUUCACACCCGAGAACGGGCUGUGGACCAACCGCCGCAAGCCCGAAAAGUCGGCGCUCUCCCUCGACGAGCUCGAGUACGGGUCCGACGGUGUGCUCCGCUGGCCGUCCCGCCAGCACCAAGUACCGCUGGAGGCCAUCCACGAGUACAUGCGCGAAGGCGAGGCACUCCUCCGCCGCGCCGUGUCGGGGGCAUACCCGGUGCGGCGGGACGAGUGUGGCUCCAUCGCCACUGAUUUCGACCGCGUUCUGUGGUUUGACCUCCCAAAGCAGAGUGUCAAGGGAUACGACGAGGAGCAAGCCCGCCGUCGCGGCGUGGGCGGCGGCUGGGUCGGUGGCCGCGAACGCUUCCCGCACGGCCGCGACAAUUCGUGGGACAGCAGCAGCAAGGCGUCGCCCGUCUCGUCCACCAAGACGCUGUACGAGAUCAACCCGUCCGAGCACAGCCACUCGUCGCACUCGCACUCGCACCACGCGUCGCCGACGCGCGGGACCAUGGCCCUCCCAAAGGCCUUCCCGGGCCCCCAUUCCCACUCUACCCCGCACUACAUGACCCACUCGCAGGUGUCGGCCCAGGUGCACACACACCUCCUGCCGCAGACACUGCCAAAGGUCCCGCCCAUCCCGGACGACAGCCCCAAGCAGAAGCGCUUCGGUCUCUUCCGGCCUCGGUCGCGCACCAACCUCCGGGCAGCCGCGGCUGCUUGA